AUGCCCACUAUUUCUUGGACCAUUAUCAAAGACAGGAAAAAAUUCUCCGACCCCUGGUUCAGCAAAAACUACACCGAACUCCGAACUGAAGUUCAAGUUAUCAACGACAUGACCAGCCGCGACGGCGACAACCAAUCAGAAACCAGCCUGACUGGCAGAUGGUUACCAAGAGAGACACUCCCAACAGCCCCUGAUCUGGAAGCAAACAGACCAUUAUUAUCAAGAACGACUACCCUGCAGGGCUCAGAAGGCCAACGCGGCCGAGGAGCCAUGUCCGACAAAAGUUCUCAACGGAGCGUGGAGGGAAUUUGGGCACGACUCAGGCUCGACGCGAGGAUUGUUUCUGAUUCGAUAUUGGGAUUGUCAGAUGGUCUCACCGUACCUUUUGCUCUCACAGCAGGCCUGACGGCUCUUGGAGACACCCGGGUGGUGAUCCUGGGUGGUCUCGCAGAGCUCAUUGCCGGAGCAAUUUCCAUGGGACUGGGCGGUUACGUGGGUGCCAAAAGUGAAGUAGAAUCUUAUAAUGCGACCGUCCGGAGAUGCGAUGAAUUGGUCUACGAAGAACCAGAUACAGCUCGUGACUAUGUCCAGGAGUAUUUCGAACAAUUCGGCAUGUCCGAGGAGGACACGAAGCGGAUAGCAGACCGGAUCAAAACUUCGACUCCCGGGUUCAAGGAAUUUCUCCUCCAAAACCACUUCCAAGCACCAAAGCCGGAAACUGGCCGGCCAUAUCUUUCAGCAAUCACGUUGGGUAUCAGCUAUUUUGUCGGCGGGUUCCUUCCACUCAUACCCUACUUCCUUGUGCCCCGAAACGAUGUCCUUUUGGGCCUAUGGUGGAGUAUUGGUCUGAUGGGAAUCGUCUUGCUAGUCUUUGGCUAUGUCAAGACCGGAGUCGUCCGCGGUUGGACGGGAAGUGACAACUACCGGGCCUGUAUAGGCGGAGCCCUGCAGAUGCUCGUUGUAGGUGUACUGGCAGCCGGCGCCGCUGUGGCUUUGGUGCGGCUCAUUAAUGGGAGCUGA
Molecule: messenger RNA, 1020 nt
Organism: Exophiala dermatitidis NIH/UT8656
Lineage: Eukaryota; Fungi; Ascomycota; Eurotiomycetes; Chaetothyriales; Herpotrichiellaceae
Exons: 2
Coding region: 1-1020 (339 amino acids)
Biological process (GO): intracellular manganese ion homeostasis
Cellular component (GO): fungal-type vacuole membrane
Molecular function (GO): iron ion transmembrane transporter activity; manganese ion transmembrane transporter activity
Source: RefSeq, a predicted model, not a curated record